AGUCAGUCUGAUACGGCACAUCUCUAUGCACGAUUACUAGUUGUCUUCUUCUUGGUCUGUGGUGCUAGUUGACAAGGUUUUGUGCUUUGGUUUUGUGUCCAUGUCGUCCACGAAGUAGAAGUACCAAUGUGUUUAAAGAUAAUAACUACUUUGGUAUAUUACAACUGAUAAUGGAUUUUUGAAAAUUAGAAAGAUAACAAUAGUUAGCGUCAUGGUUGUAUCACCUCAAAGUCCCUCUCCAGACACCCAAAACACACAAUCUAGAAAACAUAAUAUGGCGUCUAAACAGACGUCAGUAGCUGAUACAAGGACAGAAUUAGCGGAGUUAGUUAAAAGAAAAGCAGAAGUUGCCGAAACUUUAGCAAACUUGGAGCGUCAAAUUUAUGCUUUUGAAGGUUCAUAUUUGGAAGAUACCCAACUGUAUGGGAAUAUCAUUAGAGGAUGGGACAGAUAUCUUACAACCAAUAAAAGUACGAAUUCUAAAGCAGACAAACGUAAUAGGAAAUUUAAAGAAGCGGAAAGAUUGUUUUCUAAGUCAUCAAUUACAUCAAUGGCUGCUGUUAGCGGUCUUGUGGAUCCUGCUGAAACUAAAAAUGAAAGAAACAGUGAAACUGAAUCACAGACAAAUGAGGAUUCAUCAGAUACACAAAUUAGCUCUGGAUUAAAUAUUGGGAAUUUAAAUCACACCACAAUACAUGGAUCAUCUGAGAGUAUUGUAUCUAAGCCAUCAGGAAAGCAACAUACAAACAGUAAUAUGGACAAACCUAUGAGUCAGACAAAACAAAGUGCUACACAAAAAAUUGCAACUUCCUCUGGUAUGCUACAAAAGGCUUUCAAUGAGAGUAAAAUGUUGGCGGCUGUGGGUCUAGAUAGUAGACCUGGAACACCCAAGGACAAAGACCAGACAUUGAGUAUAUUGAAUAAAAAUGACAACACUCCAAAUGCACUUAAACAUAAAAUGUCAAAUAGUAGUUCUAACAGUAGCGUAAAGAAGAGUAACAACAAAAAAGCCAGACAUAGAUAAAUUUGAUUUAUCCUGCAGUUAAGAUUCAUAAUCAUACAUGUUAGAAGAUAAAUUAAUUUGAAAAAUACCUAAUCAGUGCUUUGGUAGUAAUAACAUACUAUAAUGACAAAAUAUAUUCACUUAAAAACUAAAUGAUGAAUCUAUUUCCUUAUAAAACAUAAGUUUGAAUCAAAUUAG
Diatraea saccharalis (sugarcane borer) is the source of this 1201-nucleotide messenger RNA. The record is from the annotation of a GenBank genome assembly. NCBI's taxonomy places the organism in Eukaryota, Metazoa, Arthropoda, Insecta, Lepidoptera, Crambidae.